AAAAUAAUCAAUGCUGAGAAAGAGGCCGAGGGCUUGCCUGCAAAGAGACCCAAGGUGGACCUACAGUCUCUGCCCACUCGGGCCUACCUAGACCAAACUGUUGUUCCAAUACUUUUACAGGGAAUGUCUGUUUUAGCUAAAGAAAGACCACCCAAUGCAAUAGAAUUCCUGGCAGCUUACUUAUUGAAGAACAAGAACUCAUUUGAAUGACUUAUGCAACAACCAGUGAUAUUUCAAUAGACGUUCCAAUGUAUAAUUGUGUUAUUGCACAAAUUUUGUAUAUAUAUAUUGAAUGAAUACAAUUUUCUUCAUCAUCAUUAUUAAAAGCAGUGGCUGUUUUGUUUCUUGUGAAUCAAAUAUAUUUUGUAUUACAUUGAAGUGCUGUUUAUUGUGCUAGAUAUAUAUAAAAAAGUUGGUUCUUUCCUUUAAUAGAAUGAAACAUCCCUUUUACAUCUUAACAUUCUCUUUGAACAGGUUAAAUUACGAAAGGGAUUUUUUUUCCUGCAAAAUAUUUUUUUUAUUCGAGAAUUUCAAAAAAUUUAAUUGAUUACCAAAUUGAAUGAUGCUUUUCAUAGUUGUUUUAAACUUAAGCAUGAUACAAUUUUAUAAACAUGUACAUUGUUAAACCAAAAAUUGAAGAAAAAUUAUUGUUUGAUGUUAUAUAAUCACAUAACAAAAAAUGUAUUAAUUAUAUUUUUUAUUAAAAAGGGAGACAAUCUAGUCCAAAACUCAAGUAAAUUUUUUAUCUUGUUAAAUUAAAUUAAGGUAUCUUUUAUUUUAAAAAAAAAGCUGUAACACUUGUAAAUCAUUUCAUUAACAUUAAAUUUUGAUAAAUCAAGGGGAGAGAACCUGUUGAUUGCCUUAGGAUUGGCUUACUGUGAUUUCUGGGCGGUAGGGAAUUGUGGGAAGGGGUUAAUAUUAUAAUACAUGUACAAUUCAGGGAUCAUGUGCGAGAGAUUUUUGUUAGAAUGAAAGGAAGAUUUUUCUUUAUGGUUAUUUAUAUUCUUGUACUCCAAAUGCUCUGACUCGAAAUAAAGCUCAUUCAAAUUUUUGAAAGAAA
Messenger RNA from Ruditapes philippinarum (Manila clam), 1060 nucleotides. Its product is annotated as protein dpy-30 homolog. The record is from RefSeq and is a predicted model, not a curated record. Gene Ontology annotation, cellular component: Set1C/COMPASS complex. NCBI's taxonomy places the organism in Eukaryota, Metazoa, Mollusca, Bivalvia, Venerida, Veneridae.